Trematomus bernacchii (emerald rockcod) is the source of this 4557-nucleotide messenger RNA. RefSeq names its product protein mono-ADP-ribosyltransferase PARP14-like. The coding region runs from base 40 to 3861 and encodes 1273 amino acids. Gene Ontology annotation, cellular component: nucleus; cytoplasm. Gene Ontology annotation, molecular function: NAD+ poly-ADP-ribosyltransferase activity; transcription corepressor activity. The record is from RefSeq and is a predicted model, not a curated record. Lineage: Eukaryota; Metazoa; Chordata; Actinopteri; Perciformes; Nototheniidae. The transcript has 16 exons. Gene Ontology annotation, biological process: negative regulation of gene expression.
CACUUUUUACAACUUUUGAAGUUCAGAAUUACAGGUAAAAUGGAUGAAUUCAAACAUCCACUGUUCUUUGAAGCGAAAUAUUUGACAGACAAAGAGAAGCACAAAGUCAGAAGCCACUUUCAGAAAAGACGGGAUUCUGGUGGAGGUGAUUGUGGGAUGAUCGAAAAGGCUGGAGGAAACACGUAUAAAAUCUGUUUCAUGGAAAUAGAAGACCUGGAAAGGGUGUUGCAGAGGAAGAUUCAUAAUAUCUCCCUUCCUUCUGGCGAUUUAUGUCUAAAUGUGAGUCAAAGUUAUUGCCCAGAGACCCCGGAUCAGCCAUCUACAAGUCAACCGAAGACACCCACUGAAGUCAACACAAAAGGCCAUGAGAAGAUAUUCAAACUAGAUAUUUUCCUCAUGUUUUUCCUGAGAGACAAUCCUAAAGCAUACAAAUUAUUACAGAAACAACUCUCAUGUAUCGGCUGCCAAGUAGAGUUAGAUUUUGAGGAGGAGGAGGCAGUGGUAAGGGGGGAUAUUGAAAAGGGGCCUGGAGGAGCUUUUGGGGGUGCAGAGCAGUGGCAGGAUGAUAUUAAAGUGUACAGAGAGGGCGGUUAUCCAGUGGUUGUGGGAGAAACUGAGGCUGUGCAUGAGAAAAUAGCAAUCCUCGAAAAGAGCCUGACAACCCGGAAGGAGUUACCAAUUGUGGAGAAGCUGUUCAAGCUGGUAGAAGAAGAGUUUAGUCGAGAAAUGUUUGCAAAAUACCCAGAAGUUAAGAUCAACAUAGGCCGAGCCAUGGUGACCUUAGAGGGGCCUGACAAAGAGGUAAAGUCAGGAGCCAACACACUUGAGGACCUGAAGGAAAAAGUAAAGGAAAAGCGAGUUAAACUAUCCACAGCCCUGAUGACCUUUAUAGGAUCCAGCGGUGCCGUAUCCAAGUACCAGACCCGCUUCCAGCAGAGACUCAGAAAUCCUGUUUCCCUGGAGGUUGGGUCUGAGCUGGUCAUGUCCAGUUUGUCCUCCGAUGCCCUCGAUGAGGCCGAAGCCACGCUGCAGAGAGACUUUGAUUUGGCCAAUGUCAAGCUGCAGGGGGCUCUAGCUGCACCUCCAGAUCUAGAUGGAUUAAAGGAAAUCCUCUUCAAAGCCAAGAACGAAGCUAACUCUAGAGAGUUCAGAGUGGACGUCAGCUUCAUCCCAGGAACCGGUGGAACCCCAAACAUCAAAGUACGACUGGUGGGCUACAGAGAAAAUGUCAAUAAGCUCAAAGAGAGGUCAAGCAGGGAUCUAAUCUCAGCUCUAGCUAGUCUGACCUCCGACACUUUGGUUCUGGACGGACCGGGGGCUCUGCAGUACUUCCAAGCAGAAGGUAAAGUGGGCAAGGAGUUGGUAGAGAGCUCAUUUCAGGUUAUCAUUAAGGAACAGCAAGGUGUGCAUUCGACAAAUGUGCAAAGUAAACCACGAAGCAUCAGCAGCCCUGUAACCAGCGGCUUGGCACCCCAACCCCUCCCCAAAUUGCGCUGCAAUACUGUUGGAAUCAAUGUGGCCAUAAAGACGAGCCUGGAGAUCAAGCUUGGCAGUCUGAUAGAUGCUCAGGUGAAUGUGUUGGUGGUCCCCAUGAUCAACAAGAACCUCACUUCUACUAAGAUAGGUAACAGUCUGUUUCAAAAAGCCGGGAAUGCAAUCAAGUCCAAGUUUGACACGGUCGCAGCGAAUGGUACCGUUGCCCCUGGUGAUGUCCUGCAGGUGGACGCGCCUCCAUCUCUGGGCUGCUCCAAGCUCUUCUUCAUCGAGUGCUUGCCAUGGGAUGGAGUCAGAGGGCAGAGUGUGAAGGCGCUUGGUAAUGGCCUGAAGAGAUGCUUGGACCUUUGCGUACAGCGGGGCUAUAGCUCAGUUGCCUUUCCAGUCAUUGGACCCUCAGAUGUUUUAAAAUACCCAAUGAAAGAGGCCAUUCAAGUGCUUAUGGAGAACAUUUGCCAGCUUGGUUUAUCUGCGUCCUCUGGGUCUCUCACCACCAUCCAGAUCGUCAUUAAACCAGGCUACCCUGACUCUGAGGAGUGCUACCAAGACGUCUACAGGCACCCUGGCUUAAAUGUGAACCAGGGAGGAGAAGCAAUCUUUAGGUCCCUCACCAGUGACCUUGAUGACAUCACGAUGACAGUGGGCAGCGGGGUUAAACUACAACUGGUGUUUGGUAACAUCACUGAUGAGACGACGGAUGCUGUGGUGAACACGACCGACUUUGUUGAUUUCCAGUACGAUGUGUGCAAAGACAUCUUAACUGUAGCUGGAGCGGAUGUAGAGGCAGAACUUAAAGCAGCAAAAAGCAUUCGCGGAGACGUUUUUGUGUCCAAAUCGGGAAAGUUCUCCUGUAAAGCCCUUUUCCAUGUCUGUGGACAAAAGGAUGCAGUCGUCAUCGAACAACUGGUGAUUCGCAUCGUUGAACAUUGUGAAUCUCUUGGGUUCGAGUCCGUGGCCAUACCUGCUAUCUGUGCUGGAGCUGGUGGGUUGGACCCUGGUGUUGUGGCAGGAGCCAUGCUCCGAGGGGUCAAGGAUGCCACGUCGUCCUUUGGUCUCAACUCUCUCACUGACAUCCGCCUCGUCCUGCUAAAGAUCAACGUCUUCCUGGCCUUUAAAGAAAAAGCAAUGCAAAUGUUUUCCACUGCUGUGAUCAACAAAGUUUCUGUACCUCAGUUGCCUCAUGUACAACAAUUACAACCUCCAUCUGUGGAGGCAGAUCUAAGCAUCGUCUGUAACAGCUCUACAAGCCAGCAGUCCGUCUUCAGGUUCCUCGGUCUCUCCAGAAAGGAUGUUGACGGUGCCAUGACAAAGCUGAAGGAUCUGUAUCAGGCUCAGUGUUCUUCUCAAACCUUCAGAAAGGAGGAACUGAAAGACCUCACCCAGGACGACGUGAAGGAUCUGAAGCAGCUGGUGGAAACCGAAGGUCUGUAUGUUGAGUUGAGCCAAGGCACCUUGAAAGUUAACAACAAGGUAAUGCAGAUGAUCAACGCCUCUCUAUACGGCAACCUCAGGAGAGAGUUGAGAGUCAGGGAGGAGGAGGAUCUGUACGCCCGUGUGGCUUGGUGCAUCUUGGGACAUAUAGGCAACUGGGAGAGGCUGCUCAAAACAGCCAAUCACAGUCUGGAGAAUAACGAUGUAGGGGGAAGGAUAGUGGACGCUCAGGGCAACAAGUGGACCGUGGAUCUGCCGAGGAUGGAGGCUACGAGAUGUUUAGGUGGUCAAACAACAAAACUAAAACGACUUGAGCAUCUGCCAGACUUCACCCUCCCUCUGUACUGGGACAACAUGGCUGCCGGUGAAGCUUUGAAGACGGUUGAACUCCUUCCUUCCUAUGCAGAGUACCGCACAGUGAAGGAGGCCUUCAAACGAACAGUCGGCAAGACCGUGCUGAAGAUUGAGCGCCUGCAGAAUGUCCAUCUGCGGCGCGCCUAUGAAGCUCAGAAGAAGCAAAUCUCUGACAAGUACAAACAGCAGGGUGGAGAAUGUGAAAAGCUCCUGUACCACGGUACGACCCAGGACAACUGCCAAUCCAUCGUAAAAACUGGGUUCAACAGGCGCUUUUCUGGGCAGAACGCAACUAACUACGGGGAAGGAACAUACUUCGCUGUAAAUGCCAACUACUCUGCUCAACCCACCUACUCCAAGCCAGCUGCUGACGGUUCCCAGCUCAUGUUCGUGGCCCGCGUCCUGACCGGCAUCUACACUCAGGGCCAACGAAACAUGAGGGUCCCUCCUCCCGUCAGCGACCAGGAGGACCACGACCGCUACGACAGCGUGGUCGACAGAAUGGACAACCCCCAAAUGUACGUCGUGUUUCAUGAUAACCAAGCGUACCCCGACUACCUCAUCACUUUCAAGUGGACGUGAGGAGAUAUGAUUUAUCAUCCCAUGUGGGAAUAUACAGGUAGAAGAAAUUAAAGAAAGUUAUAAUUUGGGGUAUGUUCACGUAAAGUUAUAUGGUGUAAGAGUUUUUUUUGUAGUCAUAUAAAUUAAUCAAUAUUAAUUUGCACAUGUGAAUGUUCACAAUGUUCGUACAAAGCCUUAAAAGUUUGGACUAUGUCAGAUACCUGAUUUUUAAACAUAAUCUGGUCUUUAUUCUAUCACUAUGUAAACCAAUCAUAUUUUAAUAUUUUAAAUGAAACAAUUCAGUUUCCAUAUUUUUCUACUGCUGUCUCAAACCAGAAUGGAGCUUGCUGCGCAUGAAAGGAAAAGUUAAUAAGAGGCGAGCACUUACAAUAUAUAGUAUAAAGUGUCAAAGCAUUCUUUAUUUUCAGCAAUUGCAAUGUAUAGAUUGCAUUUAACUGGAUUUGAAGAUUUAUGAUUUGAUAGUCUGGAAAUGUAUUGUUUAGGUCUUAGAUCUUAGAAAUAUUCCCGAGUCCAGUUUCUAACGUUUUCUGCACUGCAACAUAACUUUAGCUGCCUGGGAACAUGAAGGAGUCUCCCUCUUGGUAUGAGGACGUUAUUCUGUUGCACUUUAGUUAUUCGACUUCAAGAUGAACUGGAUCUGCUUUUUUGUAUUUGUUUUAGAUGUACUGCCAAUAUAAGCAUUAAUAAAAUUCAGAA